Molecule: messenger RNA, 1347 nt
Organism: Caenorhabditis briggsae
Lineage: Eukaryota; Metazoa; Nematoda; Chromadorea; Rhabditida; Rhabditidae
Exons: 9
Coding region: 1-1347 (448 amino acids)
Biological process (GO): transmembrane transport
Cellular component (GO): membrane
Molecular function (GO): transmembrane transporter activity
Source: RefSeq, a predicted model, not a curated record
AUGGAAAUAUCGAAAAAACUCAAAAAAAAUUUUUUGAUCGAGAAAAAUCACAUGAGGGUCCCCCUUAUGUGUUUUUUGACAUGGAUCACAUAUGCUGCAAUUACCUUCUACACAAAUGACUACUACAGUAAUUCAAAUGCAGCACUAUUUUUUAAUGUAAUUUUCAUGGUGCUUUCAAUUCCUGUUGGAUUUUUGGCUUGCUGGUGGAUUGACAAGUUUGGACUGAGAUCCGCGUAUCACAUUGGAACCUGGGCGAAUUUCAUUGGGAACAUCAUUCGAUUAGUUGCUUCUGGAACAUUUAUCGAUCCAUCUAUACGGUUUCCAAUUGCUAUCACUGGUCAAGCUGUUGCUGCGUUCGCCCAACCCUUCGUUAUGUUCCUGCCGACCAAACUGGCAGCAUAUUGGUUUGCGGAUAACGAAAGAGCCAUAGCUAAUACAUUGUCAUCGAUGUCAAAUCCUAUUGGAAUCGCUGUCAUGUACUCAUUGGCUCCAGUUUUUGUCAAUAAGACUACCCCGAAUAAUUUCUUUAAUAUGAAUAUUGCGGUCACUGCUGUUGCCCUGAUCCCAGUCAUUCUCUCAAUUUUUAUCAACAAAUCUAAGCCUCCAACGCCAGCUACACCCUCUCGAGAUAUCGAUGUACAAGCUCCACCAUUUUUAAAAGGAGUCAUCAUGUGUUUCAAAUCAAAAACCUUCAUUGUGCUUUCCAUUUGUUUGGGAGGUGGAAUUGGUCUUUUCAAUGCGCUGUACAAUAAUUUGCAACCAGCACUAUGUGUCAAGGGAUACAGUCCAACAUUUAACGGAGGAAUGGGUACAUUGUUGAUUAUGUCCGGACUUGUUGGUGCGGCAAUCAGUGGAAUCAUUGUGGACAAAUGGGGAGAGUUUGAGAAAGUAAUGAAAGUAUCCUUCUGUGUAGCCGGCGUUGCAGCCGCAUCCUUAUCAAUUUGCAUUAACUACGAAAACGUGGAGUGGUGGGUAAUUUUAUCAAUUUUCGUGUUCGGAGCUGCCGGAUUCUCCAUCUAUCCAAUCGGGCUAGAAAUGGGAGUCGAAGCGACGUUCCCAGUAGCAGAAGCCACAUCAACGGGACUAAUCAUCAUGAUCGGACAAAUCCAGGGUGUAUUUUAUGUGAUAAUGACGAAUUUAGCGGUUGGAAAGCCGGACCCACAUGACACAGCAAUUCAGACAUGCGUUGAUCAGAAUGAUCAGAUUCAUACGGUUCUUACUUGGAAAUGGCCAUUCCUCAUCUGGCUUGGAUGUAUAUCAGUGCUGAUAAUGUCGUUCGUUGUAUUCUUCUGGCCAAAAUACAAACGAAGGAAUUACGAACAAGCCAAGAAACUAACGGAGUAUUAA